GCUGCCGCUACAGGACGCAAACUGGCUGCCAAGACCAAGCUUUUGGCUCAAAGAGGCGCUACCAGGUGCACAGCUCUGGGCAUGAGCCUUUUGAGCUGCAGAGAAAAGCCCAGCACUGGUCCUGGGAAAGGUGCCUAGAAGAACACUGUGCAGGACCCCGUGAGAUGGAGCCUGGACAUGGAGGCCCUUCUGUGCUGCCCCACUGGCCCCAGCCUGGGUGGCAGCCUGUCCUGUGGCCAACGCUGGCUGCUCUGGCCCUGCUGAGCAGCGUCGCCAAGGCCUCUGUGGGCCCCGCGCCCCGCAGCCCUGCCACCCGCGAAGGCCCCGCGCCGGCCCCCGCGCCCCCGGCCAGCCAUCUGCCGGGGGACCGUGUGGCUCGUUCGUGCGGCGGAAGAGCCCGGCGACCGCCGCCCCAGCCGCCCCGGCCCGCGCCCCCUCCGCCCUCGCCCUCCCGCGGGAGCCGCGCGGCGCGUGCCGGGGGCUGGAGCGGCCGUGCGAGCUGGGGAAGCCGCGCGCGGGCCGCGGGGGCGCGGGGCUGCCGCCUGCGCUCGCAGCUGGUGCCGGUGCGCGCGCUGGGCCUGGGCCACAGCUCCGACGAGCUGGUGCGUUUCCGCUUCUGCAGCGGCUCGUGCCGCCGCGCGCGCUCCCCACACGACCUCAGCCUGGCCAGCCUGCUGGGUGCCGGGGCCCUGCGGCCGCCGCCCGGCUCCCGGCCGGUCAGCCAGCCCUGCUGCCGCCCCACGCGCUAUGAGGCCGUCUCCUUCAUGGACGUCAACAGCACCUGGAGGACCGUGGACCGCCUCUCAGCCACUGCCUGCGGCUGCCUGGGCUGAAAGUGCUCUCCAGGGUUUGCAGGCUGCACCCCUACCGGUGGAUCUUCCCGAAUGGGGCCCUCCCGCAGGGUCCCGAGAGCCAGAGAUGGAGGCCUCAGCAGGGAAUGACAGACAUCGACUCUGGAGGAAUGACUGACUGUCUGGCGGCCCCAGCCUCCUCACCCUGAGACGCCCAGUCCUACAGACACCAGACACCUCGGCUAUGGAGACCUUAGUCCACUUUCUCACUGCCUCCAGCACUGACCAGGCCACAGAGCCAGGGCUCCUCCUCUGGAGGACCCAGCAGUGUCCCACGUGUCAGCCUCAGCCCAGGCCCUGGGAGGACAGAAUGGAGGAGGCAUACUGCAGUUGCGCUGUUGAAGUGCCUGUGCUAGUGUGGACCUUGCGCUCACUCAUGGGAACUGGACGCCUAUUUAUUAUUUCUAAGUUAUUUAUUUACUUCCGUGGUUUGUCAGAUCCUUUCCUUGGGCUAGAGGGGCUGGAUGGGUAGAAGCAGCUGGAUGGAGAUCAUACCCUGACCAUCCCACUCACUUCAGGCUGACUCAGCCUUCACAGACCUGGCCUGGGUCUCCAACUGCUUGUCCCCACCAAGGGCUUGGGACACAGGCAGAGUGGGUGGCAAAGUUGCAGUCACAAGGCCGGUGGGUCAGCUCACAACCCCCUGUGCAGUCCCCAGCACCUGGGUCAAAAAGCCCCACCCUUGUGACCUCUGGCAUCCUCGGGGCCUUGCUUAAUGGGUCAAGACACAGACAAUCCCAUUAAACUGUCCUAUCCUACACACUGUCCCAUCCCACACUGAUCAGUGUCCCACCCUCCAGGGCACCCUGACAGGUAUGUACACUGCUUCUGCUUGCAGAUGGUCCAGCAUAGGGAGCUCACUACCCACAUUCCAAGAAGCAGCCUAGGGCAAGAGAGCAUCUGAGGUGGGGAAGAGAGUGCAGUGGAUACUGGCUUGGGGGAAUAAAGCACAGAGCAGCAAGGGUAUAAGAAGCCAGGAAAGGGCUGAGGACCCCCAGAGGAAUGUGCACCUUGGGUGUUGAACAAGGAUAUUCAUUUAUUCAUUCAACAAAUAUUAAGUGUCUAUAAUAUGUUAGAUACUGGGUGGACACUAGGAUACAGAAGUGAAAGGGACAUGACCCCUGACUUUAAGCUUAAAUCAAGAGAGACAGACAAUAAUGAAAUAAUUAUUUAAAUUCAAUUUGGCAACUAAUACGAAAAAGGACAAGGAGCUAAGAGGUACACACCUACAUCUGGAAGGAAGAACAGGUUAGCGCUGACGCUGGCAUUCCACAUUGUCCCUGAGUCAUCUCCAGAAAGUCAAUGCAAUCCCUCUGAGCUUUUCUACAUGUCCUGUGGAACCUUGUUUCCUGGGUCCCGUGGAUUUGACCUAUAGGAUUUUCUUCUUUGGAAGUAAUAUUGGGACAUGUACUGGAAAGGAUGUUGAGUCUGAGGAACUGUGGGACAUCCAGAGGGGCCGUUGGGAGGAAUGAUCUGCUGGUCCA
Manis pentadactyla (Chinese pangolin) is the source of this 2335-nucleotide messenger RNA. RefSeq names its product artemin (gene ARTN). The transcript has 4 exons. Gene Ontology annotation, molecular function: growth factor activity; glial cell-derived neurotrophic factor receptor binding; receptor tyrosine kinase binding. The coding region runs from base 165 to 833 and encodes 222 amino acids. Lineage: Eukaryota; Metazoa; Chordata; Mammalia; Pholidota; Manidae. The record is from RefSeq and is a predicted model, not a curated record.